Anthonomus grandis grandis is the source of this 2067-nucleotide messenger RNA. RefSeq lists its product as uncharacterized. Gene Ontology annotation, molecular function: growth factor activity. Bases 302 to 1762 code for a protein of 486 amino acids. The record is from RefSeq and is a predicted model, not a curated record. The transcript is spliced from 8 exons. Gene Ontology annotation, biological process: hemocyte migration. Gene Ontology annotation, cellular component: membrane. NCBI's taxonomy places the organism in Eukaryota, Metazoa, Arthropoda, Insecta, Coleoptera, Curculionidae.
UCGCCGCAACAUGCGACGAAAAUUUCAGUCUCGCACGUACUUCGAGAGCGUUUCAUCGUCGACGGGUCUCGACAGUUUUUCUUUCUUGUCGUAGCGCUUUUUACACGCGAUUUAUCGAUGAAAAAGCGCGUUUUUUUUUCUUUUAAUGAUUAUUGUUUUGGUUUUGUGGUUUAAAAGUGGACGCUGAUAUGCUGCUGAUUAAGAGUGUUGGAUAAACCAUUACUCUUUUUUGUUUGAUUCAAAAGAUGUUGACGACCGCUGUUGUACUUCCCCCAAUCAACCGAAACCGCAAGUGACCAUCAUGCGCCUGAAAAAUUUCACCCAAAAACCGUUUAUCUGUCUCUGUUUCUUAGUUCAGGUUACGUUGGCCCAACAAAAUGUUUACAACAACAAUUUCAAAAACAACCAGAGAACUUAUUCGAAAAAGUACUAUGCGCCUAGUACCGCGAAACCGCCCAAUAACCUAACCAAAAAACCCUUAUUUCCCAAUUUAGACAAUAUCAAAAGUAGAAUAGCUAAGUUAGAUAGUGCUCGUGGUCCAAGUGCUAGUAACAGUGAUAUUAGGUAUAAACAACAACAACAACAACAACAACCGAUACAAACGUUUUUUACGCCAUUACCUAAAUUACGGCACCACGGUUGGUCGAAUAGGAGACACACCACCUCGACCACGACCACCUUAAGUCCCUUUGACGAAGACAUCUUUAAUAACUAUGGUGACUUAGAGGAGGAACCAAGUGCAAGUAGUGUCAACGACUUGAAAUAUGCAAUUUCAAAUAAGAAAAGUGCCAAUUCUAUUGCCGGUGGUAGUACUAAAGUUCGUCAUUAUGGUAGGAGUCGUACCAGCACAACCACCACAAAUCAUUACGAUUUGUUUGAUGAUAGUCAUUUUGAUGACGAGGAUGAUGAUGAGGAAGAUUUGGAUGAACCGGAAGACGACGACGAUUACCAAGCGAUUUUCGAUAGUAUUCAGGCUGAAGAACCCUCGAUUUCGGUUACGGAACCAUCCAGACUAGUGUUAAAUUAUCAAGAGUCCAGUUUAACUGCAGAAAAGUGGGACAAACUGGGAACUGCCUCGAAGGUGCAAAAGGCCAGAAAUGACUAUUAUAAAAUUGAUCAAACGAAACAACUGCGUGAUCACGUGAGACGAAUAAACCAAUCGGGAAUGUGUAAAAAGCCGGUGCCGAAAGUUGUGCAGGUUUACACUGAACAUCCGGAUCCGUCUGUUCGGUAUUUUCCUGAAUGUACCCUUUUACAUCGAUGUGCCGAAGAUACUGGAUGUUGUCGGUCCGAUAGUACUUGCCAGUACAAAACUAGAGAGGAGGUUACACUUUAUUUCUAUGUGAAACCUCUUGGAGCCGGAGAGUACAUGACCACCAAUUUGACGUUUUUCAACCAUACCGAGUGCCAAUGCAGAUCCAGGAAGUCCCUGGAGUCAACUACCACCACUGAACGAAUAAAACGUGUUGCUGAUCAUUUGAACGAGGUGGAUAAUCUUGAAGUUAGUCUCAAUAAUUCACCGGAAAUGUUAACCAAGUGUAAAUGUCCCAAACACUUCAUCCCAAAACUAAAGUCCGAUUCGACUUGUUACUGUGACUGCGACAUAAUCAACAAAGCCUGUUUAAUGAUGAAGAAAGGGAAAGAGCAUCUGAGUUAUUCCGAUAGAGUGUGUAUAUUAAAUGGGGAGUGUCAAACAGUGGCGUGCCAGUACGGCUCUUAUAACAAUGAAGUCGGAAAAUGUCCUACUUUCGAAGAAUCUUGAUGAGCAGACAAGAAUAUACAUAUAAUUAUUAAGUCUAAAUUGGUAUAAUAUUUGUAACAUAUUUCUGUUUGUGAUUUAAGUGCUGUAGAAUAGACUGUAGAAGGUUCUUUUUGUAUUGUAUUGUAACUUAUUGAAUUAUGGUAAAUUAUUUAUUUUUUUAUCGAGUGCUUACGAGAAAAUGUUAGAUGCUUUUUUUUACUAUAUAGAGUAUGCAAUGCAUUAACCUGCGUCAAUUUGUCUAUUAAGUAUUAUCUUUUUUUUUUAUUCAAUAAAUUAAUCGUGGUUUUACGACAAAAUUAAGAGUG